Molecule: messenger RNA, 3851 nt
Organism: Hydractinia symbiolongicarpus
Lineage: Eukaryota; Metazoa; Cnidaria; Hydrozoa; Anthoathecata; Hydractiniidae
Product: diacylglycerol kinase zeta-like
Exons: 32
Coding region: 144-3287 (1047 amino acids)
Biological process (GO): intracellular signal transduction; diacylglycerol metabolic process; lipid phosphorylation
Molecular function (GO): ATP-dependent diacylglycerol kinase activity; protein binding
Source: RefSeq, a predicted model, not a curated record
UAUUGUUGAUAUGACAAAGAGUGGAAAGUGUUAUUAUUUAUAAAGACAGUUUUUACAUUUUACAGUGUAAUGUAAUUGGACUCCACAUAAUGUUACAGAGUACAUAAAGUACAUAGAUACUGUUGUUUAUUAUUAUUGAUACAAUGGCAAAUAAUAAGUUUUACAUACCCUUGCCUCAGAAUUCUGAACGUAGACAUUCUUCACCCACUUUGCCAAAGAGGUUGAACGAAACUCUUGCAGUUUCACCACUAACAUUAGACGAUGCAGCCUUGCAAAUAUAUCGCAAGAAGAACUCACCACAAUCUUCCCCAAGAAUUACUAAGCGAUUGUUAGGUCAGACACUAUCACCUCCUUUAAGAAGUGAGGGUAACGAUAAUUUAAAAAAACCAUCUCCUCGCCUUGCUAAACGGCUUUUUGGGAAAUUUCAGUCUACUGCAGAUGUUUUGAAAGAAAGUUCAGGUGUUACAAAGUUAAAGGAUGUUAAAUAUGAAAAGGCUAUGUCCAUGCCUCAUGGAACAACUUCAACAGUCGAUCAGAGUGAAAAAUGGAUUCAUGAUGCACGCAAACAAAUCUUUCCAAAUAAAGUUGACUGGGCAGUACAUGCGAUAAAUGGUGCACACAUAUGGAUAGAAACAGAUGCAUCAGGUUGUUUUGUUAGUCAAGAUUGUAAGAAAACCGGCCCUCGCAAAAAAUGUACAGUUUGUAAAGUAGUUGCUCAUCAAAAGUGUAUUGAGCAACUGGAAAGGAUACAUCAAAUAAAAUGUAAACUAACGUUUCGAGAAGCUGCACCAAAAGGUGGUGUUGAGACAAAUCCACCUCAUCAUAUUGUUCGCCGACGAAAACUAGAUGGUCGGUGUGAUUCAUGUGGAAAAGCUUUUCAAUCAAUGUUGUCGUAUAAAACUCAAAAAGAUUAUAUUGCUGUAAAUUGUUCCUGGUGUAAACGAGCAUAUCACAUGAAACCAGAAUGUUCAAAUACAUUUUUAUCAGAAUCCCAAUGCGACAUGGGUAUACAUAAAAACCUGAUAUUAUCGCCAUCUUGGAUUGUUAAAUUACCCCCAAGAAAGUAUUCACAAAUAAACAAUAGAAGAGGUGGCAGGCCAUCAACUAGAAGACAUUCCAGUAAAGAACGACGAGCAUUUGUUAUCAAACCGAUUGAAGAUAAGUUGAAAAUUCCUUUACUUGUCUUCGUUAAUCCAAAAAGCGGUGGUAACCAGGGUGCUAGAAUUUUAGAAAAAUAUCAAUACAUAUUAAAUCCAAGACAGGUGUUUGAUUUGUCACAUGGUGGACCUAGGUUUGGCCUUGAUCUGUAUCGCAAAGUGCCUAAUCUUCGCAUAUUAGUAUGUGGGGGCGACGGAACGGUUGGCUGGAUUUUAUCUGAAAUCGACCGAUUAAAAAUCAAUCCUCCACCCGCCGUUGCAGUUCUCCCCCUUGGAACUGGAAAUGAUCUUGCAAGAUUUCUCGGCUGGGGCGGGGGCUACACUGAUGAGCCACUUAGUAAAAUUCUUAGUCACAUCGAGGAAGGUGAAGUGCAAAGACUUGAUAGGUGGGAUAUAGAUGUACAACCCAAUCGUAACGCACCCGUCGAAACUGAUCCAAGCGACGACAAUUCUGUGGCGAGGCUUCCACUAUCCGUGAUGAACAACUAUUACAGUAUCGGUGCAGAUGCUGAUGUCUGUUUGGAAUUUCAUGAAUCCAGAGAGGCAAAUCCUGAAAGAUUCACAAGUCGUUUAAAGAAUUUAUACUUUUAUGGCAAGUUAGGUAGUGAGUCGCUAAUGAAAAGAAAAAACAAGGAUUUAUAUAAAUGUAUUCAUAGUCUCUUGUGUGAUGGGUGUGAACUUAUUGAAAAAAUACGCGAAUUAAAACCACUUUGUUUAAUAUUUUUAAAUAUAUCCUCAUAUAGUGCUGGCACUAGUCCAUGGGGAAAUCCUAAUAGCGAAGAAUUCUUGCCGCAAAGUUGUAACGAUGGUUAUUUAGAGAUAAUCGGUCUGACGUCCAAAUCAAUGCUUGCAACACAAGUAGGUGGACACGGUAUUCGUAUUUAUCAGUGUCAAUCCGCCAUCUUGACUACGAACAAUAAAAUAUCAAUGCAAGUUGAUGGUGAACCGUGCCGAUUGAACCCUUCUCGCAUACAAAUUAAACAACGUAAUCAAUCUAAUAUGAUAGCCAAGAAAAAACCUCACCAUACAUCUUACCAUCAAUCGCAAGAGCAAUUGAUCACACCGAAAUCCAUUCGUACCAAGUUGUUCUAUUUGAAUUUUACUCAGUACGAUUCUCUCAUUAAAUAUGACAUUGAUGAAAUUAAGGCAGUUGUCACUGAAAUGUGCUCUUUGGAAGUUGAUCCUGACUGGCAGCUGGAUGACAUGCGCAAAAAAUUGCAAACAAUGAAUAUCACUGGAGAUAUGUUUAACUCUAAACUCACCGAAGAAUGGUGUUUUCUUGAUGCUACUUGGACUGUCCGAAUAUAUCGUAUUGAUGAAGCUCAAGAAAGUUUGUUGCACGUUGGUGACAUUAUGGAAGGUGGUAUUUACGUGCUGGAUUUGCAGAAAGGUCUAGAUCUCACCAUUCCGAUCAAUAACAGUUUAUCAAAAAGUCAACCGAAUUCGCCUCAAUUAGAAAGAUCGACGGUGCCGUUAAAAAUGGGCGAUAGCGCACCAAGGCCAGCGAGAACGCUGCAUUCUUUAUCGCUGGACCUUUCCCAGCUUCGAAACGACGACCUUGCUCAAUGCAGUAGCAGCGAUUUAUCUUCAACAAACAGCGAAGAUGAUAUUAACAGUUUGUCAAGCAGUCCUGGUCUAGCCUCUCCCAGUACUCCGAUGACUCCUGACGAUGACAUAAUGUUUAGGUUACCAGAAGAACCAAGUGAACGCAUCAGAGUGUUUCUUGAAGCAGCAAAGAAAGGCCUAAUAAACAAGUUUCGAAGUAUUCACGAAAGUGGAAUUAGUUUAACAGUAUGCGAUUCUUCUGGUCGAACUCCUUUGCAUCUAUCAGCAAGAUAUGGACGAAAGAACAUUGUCGAAUAUAUUCUUAAUAAAGUGCCACAAUGUGUCAUCGACUUAGUCGACAACGAGUAUGGCCAAACUGCCUUGCAUAAAGCUGCGUUGUACAAAAAGAGAACGAUCUGUAGAACGCUUAUUGGAAGAGGAGCAUCUGUAGUGAGACUUGAUACCGAGGGUAACACACCACAACUACUGGCUUUGAAAUCAUCUGACACGGAACUUGCAAAAUAUCUCCAAAAUCAGGAACGUUUGCAACUUAUAGCUUCUGAUGAUCACGAGACUGCAGUUUAAACUUGUUUGAACUUGUUAUAACCAUCCCUAACGCUGGUUACAAAGAAAGAACCGCCACAUAACACUGAACGCCAAUCUGAUAUUAUUUUUAGACAUGAACGUUUAUAAAAAUGCCAUAACGCGUGUUAGUUUCAGCUGACUGAUGAAGGCUACACGAUAAGAAAAAAGUGUCAUCUAUUUUUGGUAGAACUUCUUUAACAUUAUUGUAUAAACAAAAUUGAUCAUGCAUUUGCUGCAUGCUGUUUGUGUAAAUCUCAAAAAAUCUUACUAGUCAAUAACAAAAACACUGCACUACUACUCUUCGGACAUAUUUUGUGAAACGUCGUGUGUCGUGGUUGUGUCGUGCGGCUGUCGUUUUCAUUCAUGCGUGUAUCAAUUGCGUUAUUUUUUUACUUCAAAAAUGUUUAUGCACUUGUACAUUUCAUUAUUGAUUAUUUUAAUUAUCCCUUACACUCUAUCCUCAUGUCGUAUUUAUGUUUUUGUAAUCUUUGGGCUGGUGUAAAAAAAUGUAUAUAAACAGAAUUUCGUGCUAUGUCUUUUACGAAAUACACGCAAAGAAAGGAA